This is a messenger RNA of Electrophorus electricus (electric eel), 2482 nucleotides long. RefSeq names its product ras-related protein Rab-37. The record is from RefSeq and is a predicted model, not a curated record. Gene Ontology annotation, molecular function: GTPase activity; GTP binding. NCBI's taxonomy places the organism in Eukaryota, Metazoa, Chordata, Actinopteri, Gymnotiformes, Gymnotidae.
CUGCGGAGAGGAAAACGUGUACAUGUGUACAUGUGAUCGAUGACAACAGCAUUAACAUUGUCGUCACGACGGAACUGUGAGGACUGCAACGAAGAAGGUGACGCGCGCGCGCAUCUCGCGCUGGGGGACUUGGAACGAUGGAGCCGCACGCGGGAGGCUCGCGGAGCAGCGCGGUGCAGGACGAGACCGUGACGCACAAGACUAUCCUGGUGGGAGACAGUGGUGUGGGGAAGACGUCUCUGCUGGUGCAGUUUGACCAGGGGAAGUUCAUCCCUGGCUCUUUCUCUGCUACCGUGGGCAUUGGCUUUACGAAUAAAGAUGUCACUGUGGGGGAUGCGAGAGUGAAAUUGCAGAUCUGGGACACGGCGGGACAGGAGCGAUUCCGCAGUGUCACCCAUGCAUACUACAGAGACGCUCACGCUCUCCUGUUGUUGUAUGACAUCACCAGCAAGUCGUCAUUUGACAACAUCAGGGCAUGGCUUACAGAGAUCCAUGAAUAUGCACAGAGUGAUGUGGUCAUUAUGUUGCUUGGCAACAAGACUGAUAUGGCUAGUGGCAGAGUGGUCAAACGUGAGGAUGGAGAGAAACUGGCUAGGGAGUAUGGUGUCAUAUUCAUGGAGACCAGUGCUAAGACUGGCAUCAAUGUGGACUUAGCGUUCGCGACUGUGGCUAAGGAGCUGAUCGGUCGAUCCUCCGAUCUGCCCCAUGAGCCAAAGUUCCGCAUCCGUGACACCGCAGAGGUGAAAAAGCGAGAGACGGAAUGCUGCUUUUUCACGUAGGACCUCAGGAAGGAUGGAGGGAUGGAUGAGAGGGGGAAAAACAGGGGAAUUAGAACAAGGAGUGAUCGGCGCCAUCAGGCCAGCUGCAGACGUUAAACUGGCAGAAUGAGGAACAGAAGACGAUCAGCAAAACGACGUGUUGCAAAAGCGAUAAAUGCACUACUGCGCUAAUCAGAUUAGAAGAAUCCAGCCCCCGAGAUGAAUAGUUCAGGUUCAGAAAUAACGUAUCUCUCCAGGAUUUUGUACCGACUGCCUGAAUUUGCUAUUUAUCUCAAGCAUGAGUGUAGAAUGAAUUGGUGAAAUGAACUGGGCCGUACAAAACUGUGGAGGACGUUUACUUCCUGAACCUGAAUGUUCACACCUCUGCCACAGACAGUUAAAUUGUUUCUCUGCUUUGACACAACUGUACAAGUAAAUGAUUCAUUAGCUGAUAGAUAAUUAGCUGAUCACCUGAACCGGGCAUGUUGAAAAGUAAACAAUACAACUUGGCAGCAAUGGGUUUCCCAAUAUCAGAAACAUCUGCAAUGAAGUGACCAUCUGCAAACUGUAUAACCUUUAAAACCAGGAGAUACAUCACCCUGAAGUUUGAACCAUUAACACACUUGGCUUUAAUCUGGAGAUACAACAGAAGCCCUCACUGUGUUAGAUCAGAGACGUACCUAAAGCCUUUAGGGGCUGAUCUUCGUCCCUGGACACCCCUGAAUUAUAAUAAUCUCCAUACGACGGUGUUUUCAGGAAAUGAAACGUUUCUAGAGUCCUCUGGACUUUUAGGGUAGAGCAGGAUAACAGAGUGAUUCAGACACUCUGCACAGUUUCAGCGGUUGUAACCCACCAGUUCAUUGUUGGUACAGCUGUGCUAGUGCAGGAAUGACCUAAAACUACUGGUAAGUGAGGUUCAAAACCCUGAUCUAGACAGUGCACAUCCUGGCCACUAGAGGGAGUGGUAACUCAAAAUGUUUGAUACAGUGGGAAAUACGGCAUACAUUAAACCCGUGAAACCUGUUCACAACGUCGUUUAGAGCAGCCUGGCAUAUCCUCUAUAUGAGAAACAGGUCACUGGUAACUUUCUCUGCAUUAUUGCCCAACAUUUAAUUACACGAUUAUGCCGUAAGGUCUAAAUGUAUAUGUAAGGUAUAAAUUAUACCUGAUAUGCAGAUUUUUCAAGGAACUUUACCUUCUAUGCCUUUUGUUCAGGGACACAUUUGCAGGGGAGACUUUAGAAGUGUAAGAAGGAUAAUCUGAGAAGGAUAAUCUCCUGCCAGGUUUACUCUGUCUGGUCCAGAUAAUACUGCACUACUACGUUCCAGCAUGAAUGCUACGGAAGUGAUUUGCAUUGCAUCUGAUGUGUCUCAGGGUCCUAACUGAGGUGAAUUAUGGUCAAACACACACCUGAAUUGCAUGGGAAUUGCAAAUCUGCAUUUGUAAAUGUUGUGAAGUUAGAGCUCAUUUAAAUUAUUGCCUACCAUGAGUUUCAACUCUUUUACUUGCAUCCAAAUUUCCUCUCGUGUGUGUGUGUGUGUGUGUGUGUGAUGGAUAACUAUGACUGUCUCAGAAAUUUGAAAAUUGUUCAAUGGUUGUUCGAGUAUUCGACGGUUUCAGAUUUUUAAUGUUUGAAUUAAAGAUUCGUAAUCUUAACUGCAUAACUGUAUUUUAAACUACGUUUUCUGGAUCAACAGUCAAACAAAAAUAAAUGUUUUUAUUCA